Aspergillus pseudoviridinutans is the source of this 1029-nucleotide messenger RNA. Its product is annotated as SGNH/GDSL hydrolase family protein. Gene Ontology annotation, molecular function: hydrolase activity, acting on ester bonds. The transcript is spliced from 4 exons. The coding region runs from base 1 to 1029 and encodes 342 amino acids. The record is from RefSeq and is a predicted model, not a curated record. NCBI's taxonomy places the organism in Eukaryota, Fungi, Ascomycota, Eurotiomycetes, Eurotiales, Aspergillaceae.
AUGAUUGCUGUAGCAAGGAAUCUGGCUCUCACCGCCAUCGCCUCUGUGGCAGCAGCGCUUCCUGCGCAGCUGAGUUGCAAGGACGCGUUUGACUGGGAUGCCACCAGACAUCUACUCGCCUUUGGAGACUCAUAUACAUACGUCCAAGGAACAAAUGGCCAUCAGAACUACAGCUUCAUCGGCGACCAACUGAACUUCGCAUACGAUAGGCAGACGCUUCUGACGAACAAGAUUGUUCAGAACCAGACCGCCACGGCCGAGGGAGGCCCCAACUGGGUCGAGUUCCUAACAAACUGCAGCGUCAAGAAAGGAUCGACCUCACCACUGAGCUGUAAGAAGCAGCUCUGGGACUUUGCCUUUGCUGGAGCAGACAUCUCCGUUGAAUACACGUCCCUACACCACAACUACACCGUCUCCCUCGUCAACCAAGUGACACAGUACGAGCAAUACGGCCACCCCGUGCUCAAGAACAUCAUCCACCCAUCCUGCACCCUCGUCGCCAUCUGGAUCGGCAUCAACGACAUCAGCGACUCCGCCAAGUACGCUGUACACUUCCCCACUUUCUACAACCGCAUGAUGACAACGCUCUUCGCCUCCAUCCAGACCCUAUACGACCUAGGCUAUCGCUCCUAUCUCUUCAUGAACCUGGCCCCUCUGGACCGCACUCCAGCUAAUCAAGCACGGAGCGAUCCCUCCCCCAACGGAACCCAAAUAACCUGGUUCAACGACGCGUUGGCCGAGCACGCGCAAAGCUUCGAAAGAGCCCACGCCGACACCACUGUCCACGUCUUCGACGCCCGUACAGCGCUCAGCAACAUGAUGGACCACCCGGCGCGGUAUGGCAUCGUCAACACGACGAAUUUCUGCGCGGGGUACGACCAGCCGGACAUCGAGACGGAUUACCAGGCGUAUGGGUGUCCUACGCCGCUGGAUACGUACUUUUGGUUCAACUCAGGUCAUCUGACGAGCCAUGUCCAUAAGAAACUCGCGGAGAUUCUAGAGGAGCAGUUGAAGGCGUGGUCGAGGUGA